Molecule: messenger RNA, 847 nt
Organism: Fusarium redolens
Lineage: Eukaryota; Fungi; Ascomycota; Sordariomycetes; Hypocreales; Nectriaceae
Exons: 2
Coding region: 73-666 (197 amino acids)
Source: RefSeq, a predicted model, not a curated record
AUCAUCCCCAACGGGGACGUCGUUCUCCUGGUCGGUAAGUCCAGGACAGUGGUUGAGGUCACUUCUUCAUUCAUGAAGCACAUCUCACCCGUAUUCGAGAGGAUGCUGGCCCUACCGAUGCUCGAGGGCGAGGCGGUCCGUUCCUUCGAUGGAACGGACCCGGUCGCCAUCGAGCUUCCGGCUGAGCAGCCCGGCGCAAUGAUAAUUGCGCUCCGGGCGCUCUAUGGGUCAGACCCCGAGUGCCUCACCGCUGAGCCUCGGGACAUCCGAGACGUGUCUGACCUGGCAGACAAAUACGACAUGGUGCUGAGGCUUCGUCCGAUGGCGGCCAUCUGGCUGGGUUACCCAGCGGUAACAACAAGCCAGCCCGACCACCAGGCCGGCUGGGACCUGCUGGUGGCCGCCUACCUUUUCCGCAUGGAAGAGGAAUUCUUCGCGAUCAGCCAGUUCUUCCUUAGAACGGAUAUCCCUCUUCUAGAGUAUGCCCUGGGAACGCCCGACGAGAACCUUGGUUUGAGGUUGGCCUUGGCCAUCGAAUCUGUGCGGCUCGCAAACUCCACCAACCACGUGGAUAUCGGUCUCUGUCUUGGAUGCUUUUCCACAGCCAGACAGAACUUCGUCGAACGGCAGCCCGGUUGUCGCUUCACAAUGCGGCAUCUGUGGUAAGCCCACACAUAGGGAGGAAUGGCACCAAGCUUCGUUAGAUCAUACGGGUUCAUUGAACAGCGCCUUUCGGGUUCACAGCCCUCAUCAACAACUUAAAUCAAGCGACUUUCUUCAUGCAACCAGCAAACAUCGGAUCAUCUAGCCUUACCUGGUAGAUGAGAGAGAUAUAACAAGUGUCCAG